UGAUAGCAACUGACAGCGAUUCUCUAUAUCUCCGCAAAGACAACGAACAGAGAUAAUCGACAGCGCUCUGACGUGACUUGGCGGAGAAGCGACUUGUGAAGAAACCAUGAUGGAGGGUGGAGAAGAAGAUCCCUUUAAUUAUGCCUUAUUGGACUGUGUAUUGGACAUGUUUCCAGGAGAUAUGGAAUAUCAACAUAUCCUUAAUGAUCUUGAUGAGAAAUUAAAAGCAAACGCUGAGAGCAUAGAAGAAUGCCUGUCUAGUCUACGUUUGGAAGUUAACGCAGAGGGAUCCAGUGGAAUGCUACAGAACAACACAGACUGUCUCCAGUGGCUGAGUAAUUGCCACCUGAAGCCCCCUGGACUGCCUGAAACUCCCCACUGCCAAGUCAUACAGUUUCUCACAACACUGCAAUAUUUUUUGAAGAAUAAUGAAAAGCAGGAAGAUAUGAUUUUGCAGUUCCUGUCGGACCUCUCCAGUCAGUGCGGUGUCUCCUUUGCGGGCUCUCCCAGUGGAGUUCCCUUUCAUUGUACAUCCCAAGCUUCACUUCAUGUCGUUGAUGACAACUCUUCCAUGGAAGUACAAACUUUAUGGGACGACAUCAGGCUGCACCUACGCCGUUAUUUAGUUUCAAAAUUGCAAGACAAUCUUGACACCUAUAAAACGGAAUCCAAGAUUAAUGUUAAAAUACAAUAUUUGCAACACCUUCUUUUUUUGUAUCCAGAAUCCGAGGUUCUUCUGAAGUAUCAGAACAUUCAGCAAGGUCAUGUGGUGCGUCUUCUACGUAACCAUAGCAAUGGAACCAUUGAAAUGGUGCUUAAGGAUUACCAAGAUACUCUCUCCAAGGUGUAUUCCAUGAUAAAUGAGGAUUUGUUUGUGUUAAGUCAUAUUGUAGAUUCUCAGUUAAUAAUGACGUUUAUCAAUGAGACUUUCUUUGAAUGCAUCACAGAAGAAAUGAAAAUGUUUUUUGAACUGCUUUGUGAGACCAACAACCAGGAACACUCGCUCCCUCAAAAGCAAAGCAAGAAGAAGAAUAAACAAAGAGUUCAUGCCUUUGGCCCUGCUGCAGAAGAUCACCCAAGAACAACAUCAGAUAAAUAUUUAAUUUUGAAUCAGCUUAAAUCAUUAUCAAAAUAUCUCAAACUUCUUUUAUGGCUGGAAGAAAAAGUAGCAGAAUCAGCUUCUGAAAUAUUGUUUAUAUCCUCGUCUACUGAAGUAAAGGGAAGCGUACAAGGAGUUUUGAAAAGUGAUUGCAGCGAGAGUAAACCAAAGGAUACCUAUACAUGGGAUGAUGGUUCUCUCCCUGUGUUGAUGCCUUGUGUGUUGCAGCCUGCCUUGAAAUUUGAGUGGAGAAACUCCUUGAAAGCCUGGAUGGAUUCUCUUCUGCAAUGCUUACCAGCCGAAGUAGAAGAUUUUACUAUUCAGAUCCUGCAUUCAUCCAGUAAUAGCUCUGUGAUCAGCCUUGUCAGUGUCACCGAAUCGUACGAGUUCUACGGAGACAUUUCUGAGGAGCACAAACCAAAAAAGAUUGCAAAGUUUUGUUUUGACGUCACAGAAGAAUUUGACACAUUACUUCCCUUGGCUCUGGCUGGCAAACAUGAUGCGUUGAAGGAAAUAAAGACAUGUUUUGUGGAUUCCUUCAGCAAAGUAGCAGCUCUGAUCCUAACCAGGUUGGAAGAGUGGCUAAUGGAAGUCCCGUCUCUAGCCCCGCUACACGCCAUGAUUGGUGCCGUAGCCACAGCUACCCAUGUCCUUCAUCACUUCAAACACUACAGUGAUCAAAUGAGCAAAAAACCCUUGUUUCCAGCUAAUGUCCAGCGAUAUCAGGAAUUCAUCAGCAGUCUCCAGACUCAAAUUACAAAUUACUGCAUCAACAUUUGUGCUACAAGCCUUCUUCAGGAUGCGGAGAGUCAUCACUGGGAUGACAAGAAAGCGUUUUAUGAGGGGGAAAGAUGUUCAUUCUCCAUCCAGAUGUGGCAUUACUUCUGUUGUGGACUUCGUCAUGAUCUGUGGACUGUGCUGCCCCCCGUAAUGGCUCAGAAGAUACUUACAGAAGUGUUGGAGGAGACUUUGGCCUUGCUGACGUUCAGAUACGCCCAAGUUCUUCCAAACUACAAACGUGCAUCACAGAUACGAAUUGACAUUUUGGCUAUAUUUUCAUGUGUGGAAGACUUGCUAUGGUCCGUUUGCAGUUCCAUUCAAGAUGUUUUACAGCCACCACAGCACCCUAACACGAUUUUCAAGAUACAUAAUCACUGUAAUAAUCUUCUGACCAUACUAGCCAUCUUGACAGCGCCCCUGAAGACGUUACAUGAAAUCUCCAAGAAUAUUUUCGAUGGAUUGAAUUCAAACCCCGCCGAAGCAGCACCUUCAGAUCACUUACAAUGGCUUGUUUUUAUUAAACCAGAUAUCUUCACUCCUUUGGUUAGAACUCCAUCAGCAGGAGAAAUGGCAGUCCAGGGUCAGCUUAAAAUGCUCUUAUCCCAACCGUGCUGUAAUUGGAACUUGCUUCUGGAGACGCUACUGCGCCCUGAUUGUCUCAUUGCAAGAACUUUGCUGACUUCCUCAAUCCUUGAAACUAGCGAUGAUGACACAUUAUUACUGGAAAGAGAGUUCUGCAAAGACCUGAAUGUAACAGAAGGGAUCCUUACCAUGUUCUCCCUCUGUACCCUGUCACCUAAAUCUUUUACUCAGCUUCUUGAAAAGUACAUGGAUGAUGAAAACCUGUGGGAUUUCCUGUGCAGCCAACCAGAUCAUGAUCACAGAAAUUCCUUGCCCCAGGUGAUCAAAUACUUGAAUAGAACCCUGAUGAGAUCUGUUGUGGGGACAGUGAAGCAGGUAACCUCACUCGUUCUAUCCUGCGACCCGGUGGAUCGGGAGGGACACAAGUACAUUGUUCCUGAAAGUCUGCUCAAGGCAGUACCCGAAAAAUGGAAUUUUGUGCCAAGAAAAACGAAGAAGAACAGUUCUUCGAAAUGCAUCACAAGAUUGACAGCGGAAGCAGUUUCCAUUGUUCUCAGCAAGCUUCCUUCAAUAAUUGCAUGCCUGCCUCCUCCAAUAAAAUACUUCUACUUGUUCACCGAGAGAAAAAUAUCAGAACAGUACUCUGUGCUAAAAGAGACAGGAAUACUCGUUGGCAACUUAAUUGGCAUUAUAUGUCGUGUACUAGAAGACGGAGAGGCUGUAGAACGCCUGACAUGUUGCGUGUUGUCUCGAUGGAGUAAAGAGAAACUUACUGCCAUUGGUGGAUGCUUGGAGAAGACAAUUGGAAAAAACAUCAGUGAAGCCAAUAACGUUGCACAAAAAGUCUUAGAAAACAUUGAGAAAACACAACCAAAAUGGAUCGAAAACCAAUUGAAAAAAGCUAAAAUGUUGAGCAUGGAAGGUGACUUUGCUCUACAGGAAGACCAUGGCCGGUUCAAAUUGACUGAGCAGAAAAUAAACGUGAUGGUCUUGAAUAUCUGCCACAAACCAGGUGGCAGUGAGUUCCUGAGGCAAAUGUAUCAUAUCAUCCAGCUCAAUGAGGAGUGUCUGAAUGAGAUGAUAUCUGUCAAGGAUCCAGAGAAGGGCUCACUGCAACCAGGAGCUUUCCAAAUGGUGUGGACCAGCACAGAAAAGGAGUUACGCUUUAACCCUCUGCGCAUGUUCACUCUUCCCAAUGAAGCUCUACUAGCUCAGAGUACUUCAGAUGAAUGGUGUUGUGACUGGUCUACACUGCUUCCUGGUUGUUUGGAUGUGAAUCCAGUAACGUUCAGUGCCCUGCUUCAACACAGGUGGGAGGCCAGAGAUGAAGAGAAUCUCACCGAGGAAGAGAAAAUUCUCCUUGAAGAUUUGAAACAAAUUACUUUAAACGAAAGUCCAUCAUCUUUAAACAAAUGACAUCAUCAGCACAAGUUUCCUGCUUCUUAACAUAUUUAUUGCCACAUUAAUGCAGUGGCUCAAUGUUACAAAAACAAUGUUGGUUUUACCUUUCAUGGGGGGAUUGAUGUGAGCAGCUCAAACAUUUUGGACAUUCUAUUGUUUGCUAUAGGGGCUUAGAAAGGAGUUAUAGAGCAGUUGUAAUAAAAUAGCAGUUCUAAUAAAGUAAGUAUUUAUUCAGGUUUUUUGUUAUAUUGCUGUGCAAAUCAAUUCCUACCUGUUUAAUAAGACAACUGCAUUUGUAUAUUU
Spea bombifrons (plains spadefoot toad) is the source of this 4165-nucleotide messenger RNA. RefSeq names its product KIAA0825 ortholog. The coding region runs from base 107 to 3877 and encodes 1256 amino acids. NCBI's taxonomy places the organism in Eukaryota, Metazoa, Chordata, Amphibia, Anura, Pelobatidae. The record is from RefSeq and is a predicted model, not a curated record. The transcript has 20 exons.